This is a messenger RNA of Limulus polyphemus (Atlantic horseshoe crab), 3894 nucleotides long. RefSeq names its product transcriptional repressor protein YY1-like. NCBI's taxonomy places the organism in Eukaryota, Metazoa, Arthropoda, Merostomata, Xiphosura, Limulidae. Gene Ontology annotation, biological process: regulation of transcription by RNA polymerase II. The transcript has 8 exons. Bases 57 to 1091 code for a protein of 344 amino acids. The record is from RefSeq and is a predicted model, not a curated record. Gene Ontology annotation, cellular component: transcription regulator complex; PcG protein complex. Gene Ontology annotation, molecular function: DNA-binding transcription factor activity, RNA polymerase II-specific; RNA polymerase II cis-regulatory region sequence-specific DNA binding.
GUAUCACGUGACUCAGUUUUCACAGCCCUUCAUGAGCGGCCAUCAAUGUACCCAACAUGGCGUCGUCUGAUGUUGUUACCGAGGUUGAAAUACAACCAGAAAUUCAAGAAGUUGAAAUUGAAGCAAUCCCAGUAGAAAUACCCGUAGAAACUGUUGAAACGACUGUAGAAACCGUGGAAGGUCAGCCUAUGAUCGCACUUCAACCUUUACCUGAGCCAGGAAGGGAAGAAAUAAUUUUACAAACUCAAGAAGAAAUUGUUGGUGGUGUAGAUACCGAUGCCGAUACUUUAGCAGGGUACGAUCAAAUCCCUGUUCCAGCUUCUGAUGUGUUAAUUGAAAGUCCAAGCACAUCUGGCAAACGUGGAAAAAAGGGAAAAAAGCUUGGAGGCCGUGGAAAAGGAAAUGAACUCAUGUUUGAAACGGAUAGAAGUACAAGAAAAUGGGAACAAAAACAGGUCCAGAUUAAAACACUUGAAGGAGAAUUUUCAGUCACUAUGUGGGCUUCAGGUACAGAUGACGAGGACACCACAACACCAGAGCCUGAUCCUGACUAUACAGAGUACAUGACAGGAAAAAAAAUUCCUCCUGGUGGUAUACCUGGUGUAGAUCUCAGUGAUCCAAAACAAUUAGCUGAGUUUGCAAAAAUGAAACCACGAAAACAGACUGAUGAUGUCGCCCGAACAAUUGCUUGUCCUCAUAAGGGUUGCACCAAAAUGUUUCGUGAUAAUUCUGCAAUGCGAAAACAUCUUCACACUCAUGGACCAAGAGUUCACGUAUGUGCUGAGUGUGGAAAGGCUUUUGUGGAGAGCUCAAAGCUCAAGAGGCAUCAGCUUGUUCACACUGGUGAGAAACCCUUUCAGUGUACGUUUGAGGGCUGUGGAAAACGUUUUUCCUUGGAUUUUAAUCUAAGGACUCAUGUUAGGAUCCAUACUGGUGACCGGCCAUAUGUAUGUCCGUUUGAUGGUUGUCAGAAAAAGUUUGCACAGUCUACCAACCUGAAGUCCCAUAUUCUUACACAUGCUAAAGCAAAAACACCUUCAGGACCAAGAAAAACAUAUGACUUAGAAGGAGAUCCAUUUUUCAGCUCGUAGGGUUCCAUGGGUCGUGGAUGGCAAGGUACUGCUUAAAGACAGAGAAACAACCACCAGAGGACGAGCACCAUGGAACCUCAGAAGCUGACCUUCCAGUUUCAAGAAUAACCUUUGCACAGUUGUUAUGACCUAACAUGAACAAUGACAGAGUUGUAACCAUCAUACUCUGUAGGAUAAUGUGCUUCAAGAAAGCCUUUCAGAAGUGUGUAUGUUGAAGUAUCUUACAAAGACUUUCUGUGUACAGGACACAAAGGCUUUUCUUUGUAAAUUAGUACAGGUACUUGACCAACAGGAAGAUACCAGAAGAGAGCUCAUCAUAGAUUGGCUUUGGAUUGUAUCAUUAAAUUCAUUGGUUUAUAUAUAAGUGUUUGUAGGUAAUAUUGUGUAAUAUAUCACACUGUGCUUUCUUUUUCACCAUUUUUUUUCUGAAGUUAGGUUUCAGGCAGGAUUUACUAUCUAAGACUUAACACAUAAACAGUAAAUUUCCUUUUGUGGUACUACACCUAACCUAAAUGUGUGAAAACAAUUAUCAGUAAUGAUUUUAAUAAUAUGCACAAAAAGAUUUUCAGUGUGUUACCCUAGUACUCUUAAGUGUGAAAGAUUAUAAAUUUAAUCUUCAUCUGAAAUACUAGUAUAUUAAACUUGUAUAUUUUAUUUUGUGAUUUACUCAAUAGGGUAAAAAAAAACGUGUAAAAAGUUGGUCCUCCAAGAAAUGCUUCUAAUUAGUGUUACACUGAGAGAAGAGCUUUGCAUAUUGUGUGUAUAACCAUUACUCAGUAUAUAACAUACAGUUGUAAUGUCAGCCAACUAUAUUCGCUGUCAAGGAUACAAACAUCACUGUACUUUGCCCCUUUUUGUAGGGUAACUAUGGAAGUGUAAAAUAUUGUCAUACCUGUACUUGUGCAUUUCCAGUCCUUAAAGCAGAGGACAUAUAUUUAUUGUGAAGUAAAGGUAACACAUGGUCUGCUUGCUCUAUGUAGAAUGUCUUCAGUAAAUUUCAUAUUUUUGACAAACAAGGAUAAAACAAUCAGUUAAUGUGUAUAAGCCUAUUACUAAUAAAUCUUAACUAGUUUCUUAGCCUUUUUGUGUUGACUGUAGUAGACAUGUUAAAUAAUAAGUAGCAUUGAUAUACACUGCUGUAUCAAAGGACUCUGCAUGACUUGAUGUGCUUGUACCUUGUCUUAAGCCCCAUUUUUUUUAACUUAAAUUAUUUAGCUGGGGUAUGUGGGGAAAUAUAUGAAAACCAGCUGCCACAGAAAAUAUCUUGAAAUUUAUUACCUGGACAUAUUUUGCGAUGUUUAUCCUAGUAAGUUUUGAGGUUGUGUAUUUGUUGGUAUAAAGUUAAUGAACAGAUUACACAGAGAUAAGAAAUUUCUGCUUUUUUUUUAUAUGCUACUGGCCAUUAAUGAGAUUGAUGCAAGUUUGAUAAGAAAAAGUUGCAGUAUUGGGUAGGGGUUGAAAGUCUUUGACCAAUGAUAAAUAAUGCUUGGCUUCACUUGUAAUAUUGGCACUGUAUUAAAAAUUGCAUGUUUGUAUUCAUUUUGAGGUGAAAAUACUACUGAAAGUCAAUGCUGAAAUUAUUAAAGGUUUAUUUUAAAUGAAUAGUCCACAUCUAGAAAAACAUUAGGAUGCAAAAAUAAUGCUCUUGAAAGAAUUAAAUGUCUCGUAAUGGAAAGUUAGCAUUAUUUCCAUUAUUAUUACUGCACAAGUAUGAGAGAUACAGACCAUACAAGCAGUAAUGUUAAUACUAAUUCUGUAUGAAUAUCUAACUAUUAAGUUAAAAUGCACUAUAUUUCCUUUGCUCCUCCAUCCAGACUACGGCACUGAUUGUGGACUUAGCUGUGCUUGCUGUUAAUCUCCAGAUUGUUUUUGACCUGACCUACUUUCAUCAUGAAAACAACUUAUGAAAGUCUACUUUUAUAAGUGUUAAAAGACUUAAUACAUACCACAACCAAUAUAUCUUUUCUGUCUGAACAUUGAAGCUAUGAAAAAUUAAAAUGUCUUAGUUAAAUUAUUUUUCCAUAUUUCUCACCCAUUGUAAGAUAAAAUGCUUUUUGGGGGAAAACAGUUAAAAAUCUCAACAGAUUUUUUUUUCAGAUUUUGCAUACUAGUUAAAAUCGCAGUCAACAAUAACAAACAAUUUGAGAGAUAUUUUAAUGCUAAUCAAGUGUAAAAAAUAAGCUUUAGAUAUUUUGAACAUCUUUUAUGUUACAUAGAUUAGAGAAAGAGUGAAAUUAGUAUGGUUCAUAUUACUGUAUUAAAGCUUGUUUAUCUCACUAAAGUUGUGGAAAUGACAACUUCAUGAAUACAAUGUAUUCCGAUUUUUUUAUAACAGUAAAAUCUGGAAUAUUUGGACCAGUUUUAAUUAAAAUGUGUACUAACAAUCUUGUAGAAAUUUCAGUAAGUGAUAAAGAAAACAGAAUGUGGGUUAAAACCAUGUUCCACCACAGGUUGGCGACGUUUUCACGUGUACAAAUUUUGUGAAACUUUGAAGUAAAUAAUUUAGCAAUUUUACAGAAUUUGUCAAUCUCAGUUUCUGUAAUAUAUGUGAAUAUUUUUAUAGUAUUAUAACAAAACAUAGUUUUGGAAUAUAAAACUAGAGCAUUGAUAGUUUGGGAUGUUGAAUCAACUAUUCUUUUUCAAACUUAUUUCUUACCCGUUUUGAAAUUGUUUUACAGUAAUUUCUGGCAACAAUACUAUUUAAGCAAGCUGUUCUCGAAGCUUGACUAAAAGAAUUCCUGGUCAGCAAUUGUAUGCUUUAUCUUCCAGUUUUUUAAACAUUAAAUCGUUUUGUCAACUGACA